Adineta ricciae is the source of this 1167-nucleotide messenger RNA. The record is from the annotation of a GenBank genome assembly. Lineage: Eukaryota; Metazoa; Rotifera; Eurotatoria; Adinetida; Adinetidae.
AUGUCCACAGCAGAUAACACGUUGACUCUUCUCGAAAAAGAUGCCGAUAAAGCGAUUGAAUCCGUUGAGCAGUUUUACAAUGAAAUCGAAACGAACAUGAACUCGGUUAUCGAACAAAUUCAAACACUGAUUACAAAUGUGUCCGCUGAUCCAAACACCAAAGUCAAUCUUCGUGAAACAAUCAAGCCAUUAGCAAAACAAUACAGUGAUAAACACAAAGAGUUGCAUGGUUCGAUAUCAAAAAUCGGCAAGACGAUUGAUAAAUGUUUUCAAUCCGAUUUUGGGAACGUUCCGAUUUUUGAAUUGUUUGAUAAACCAGAAAAAUUGAAAGUUAUAUAUAUGAUUAUAUGCGAAGAUCUUUACCGACAAGGACGAAUGUCCAUUGCCCAACAGUUAAUCAAAGAAACGAGUUUGAAUGACAACGAAUUAUUUAAUGUCGAAAAAGAAUUCUUAGAAGAAAUCAAUUUAAUUCUCGAAAAUUUACGGGAGAAAAAUCUCUUACCUGCAUUGGAGUGGUGUAAACGAAACCGCAAUGAACUGAACAAAACCGGAAGUCUAUUAGAAUUCCAUUUACAUAAAAUGCGUUUCGUACAAUUGUUAGAAUCAGGAAACUUCGAGCAAGCCAAAGCAUACCUAUCCAAUCUACGACAAUACUCCAUUUCAAAUGGACAAUGCGAACAGGCAGUUAACGAAUUGAUGGGCUCCUUAGUUUUUGCUCAAAGAGAUCUGGCUAAAUCACCUUAUAAGUAUUUACUUGAACCACAUCUUUGGUUACAAUUAUUGGAAUUAUUUAUGCAACAAGCAUUUCAACAAGUUGGAUUAGCUCAAGACAGUCCACUGUAUGUCGUGAUGAAAACAGGAUUUCAAGCCUUACCCGCGCUGAUGAGUAUUGUCAAUGCAAUGCAAAAUACUCAAGUGUGCCAUAUUCUAUCGAAAGAUGAGCUGCCCAUCGAAAUUGAUGUUGGACAAGAACAUCGAUAUCACAGUGUUUUUGCUUGUCCUAUCCUUCGACAACAAACCACAGAUCAGAAUCCGCCGAUGAAACUUGUUUGUGGUCAUGUUAUAUCCAAAGAUGCAUUGAAUAAAUUAACUCUACAGAACAAACUGAAAUGUCCAUAUUGUCCGUUAGAACAAAGCCCGGCAGAUGCGCGACAACUAUUCUUUUGA